This is a messenger RNA of Vigna unguiculata (cowpea), 2262 nucleotides long. Its product is annotated as subtilisin-like protease 3. Lineage: Eukaryota; Viridiplantae; Streptophyta; Magnoliopsida; Fabales; Fabaceae. Gene Ontology annotation, molecular function: serine-type endopeptidase activity. The record is from RefSeq and is a predicted model, not a curated record. Gene Ontology annotation, biological process: proteolysis.
AUGGAACUUGCAUUGCCUUUUGCUCUUAUUUUUGCGCUACUUACUGUAUGUCCAACAACUUCAGCACACCAAAAUCCAGAUUUUGCCAAAGCAAUAAAACAACAUUAUCUUCCAACUCAAGAAAUCGAUGUUCCAAACAGCUUGCUGACUUACAUUGUUCGCGUUGAAAAGCCUGAUGAGGGUGGUGACUUGUAUGCUUGGUACCGUUCGCUUCUUCCAUCCAGUUUCGAAUCUGACCAGAACCAGCGCCGCAUUACUUUCUUAUACCGCAACGUGAUGAAUGGAUUCGCAGUGGAAUUGACCCCAGAAGAAGCCCAAGCUCUUCAAGACAAGGAGGAGGUUGUGUCAGUGCGUCCUGAAAGGACCUUUCCGUUGCACACAACUCACACUCCAACGUUCUUGGGGUUGCAACAAGGACUGGGAUUAUGGCGCAAUUCCAAUUUUGGCAAGGGCAUCAUAAUUGGACUUCUGGACACAGGUAUAACCCCUGAUCACCCUUCUUUCUCCGAUGAAGGAAUGCCACUUCCACCGGCAAAAUGGAAUGGCCUCUGUGAAUUCACGGGACGGAGGACCUGCAACAACAAGCUCAUCGGUGCGAGAAAUUUUGUGAAGAACUCAAACUCAACCCUUCCACUGGAUGGUUUUGGACAUGGGACCCACACGGCAAGCACAGCCGCCGGAAGGUUUGUGCAGGGUGGUAAUGUCUUCGGCAAUGCCAAUGGUACAGCGGUGGGUAUGGCACCUGAUGCACACUUAGCAAUGUACAAGGUAUGUGGCCGCUCAGGUUGUCUUGAAAGUGCAAUACUGGCUGGAAUGGACACUGCCAUUGAAGAUGGUGUGGAUGUACUUUCUCUCUCCCUUGGAGGACCCUCUUUUCCUUUCUUUGACGAUCCAAUUGCACUCGGUGCAUUCAGUGCAGUUCAGAAGGGAAUUUUCGUUAGUUGUUCAGCCGGUAACUCUGGUCCUGAUUAUACCAGUUUAUCUAAUGAGGCUCCAUGGAUUCUCACCGUUGGUGCAAGCACCAUUGACAGAAGAAUAUUAGCAACAGCGAAACUCGGCAACGGGCAAGUGUUCAGCGGGGAAUCCAUUUUCCAACCACACAACUUCAAUCCAACGUUACUACCACUUGUGUAUGCAGGUGCAAAUGGAAACUCUUCUUCGGCCAUUUGUGCUCCUGGAUCCUUGGAGAACGUGGAUGUGACGGGGAAGGUAGUGUUGUGCGAGGUUGGUGGAUUGGUUAGAAGUGUAGACAAAGGACAAGAGGUUAAGAACGGUGGUGGAGUAGCCAUGAUCCUCAUGAACUCAGAAAUUGAAGGCUACAAUCCCCUUGCCGAGAUUCACGUUCUUCCUGCUACACAAGUAAGCUACCAUGCUGGGUUAGCCAUCAAAAGUUACAUAAACUCAACUUCAACGCCAACAGCGACAAUCUUGUUCGGAGGAACCGUUAUUGGGAGUCUCUUUGCACCUGCAGUUACUUUCUUUUCCUCAAGGGGUCCAAGUUCUGCGAGCCCGGGAAUUCUGAAGCCUGACAUCAUUGGUCCAGGACAGAACAUUCUAGCUGCAUGGCCCGUGUCUUUGGACAACAACGUGCCUUCGUUCAACAUCAUUUCUGGCACAUCGAUGUCUUGUCCUCAUCUUGCUGGCAUUGCUGCUUUGCUUAAAAACUCUCAUCCAGAUUGGUCUCCUGCUGCAAUAAAAUCAGCGAUCAUGACGAGUGCUAAUACAGUGAACCUUGGAGGGAAAUCCAUAUUGGACCAAAGGCUUCUACCUGCUGAUGUUUUUGCCACCGGAGCUGGACAUGUUAACCCCUUGAAGGCCAAUGAUCCCGGGCUUGUUUAUGAUAUUCAACCGAAUGAUUACAUUCCUUAUUUGUGUGGCUUGAAUUACACUGACAAAGAAGUUGGACUGAUUUUGAACCAAAAUGUGGACUGCUCCGAGGUGAAAACCAUACCGGAAGCUCAACUCAAUUAUCCCUCGUUUUCGAUUUGGUUGGGAUCAACUCCACAGUUCUACACCAGAACACUCACGAAUGUUGGAGCCACCAAUGUAACCUACUUUUCGGAAAUGGACCCACCUGUGGGAGUAGGCAUAAGCAUAAGCCCUGCUGAGAUAACAUUCACAGAGGUGAAUCAGAAGGCUACAUACACUGUUGGAUUUAUUCCUGGUGGAGACACAAAGAAUCUCACGUUUUCACAAGGCUCUAUCAGGUGGGUAUCUGGCAAAUACUCUGUUAGCAUCCCUGUAGCUGCUGUUUUCGUGUGA